AUGGAGCUCUCAGGCGGAGAUCUUAAACAACGGUACAGAAUUCUGAAUGAAUUGUACAAAGUGAACCAGCUACCGACCUUCGUUAUACCAGAGGACAUGUUUCCCGCCUGCUCUUCCCAGCCAGAAGCUUCUAACAUCACCAUCUCUUCAACUCCAUUGGCAGAUAUCCUGUCUCCUGACGCCCACCCUGUGCAACCUGCUACAGAUUCUGCAAUAUCCUUACACACUGCUACUCCAGACGAACCAUCUACUUCUCCAGUGGUACUUGAGACUACACCAGCUUCACCAGAAACUACACCAGCCGCACCUGAGAUUACACCAGCUUCACAGGUACCUACACCUGAUGCUUCUGCAAACCAACACUUGUCUUCCGAUGAUGACUCUACUGCCUCGAUUGACGUUAAAGCACAAUCACCAUCUCCAGCAACAGAGGAGUCUCCAAGAGUCUCCGCACUAUAUGAUCAACGUGAAAAAAUUACACAUGGAUCUCCCGAAUACAGACGCCUCUCCAGCAAAAUACUCAACACAAGAUAUGCGGAAUGCCUGCUGAAUGAUCCAGACUCAAAACUACGCCGAGUACAAACAUCAAAUGAUUACUCGAAGCAAGAAAAAAUGGAAGAAAGAAGAAACACCAAAUUGAAGAAGAAGAAGACACCACCUGAAGACAGAUUGUUUCCACCUUGA
Procambarus clarkii (red swamp crayfish) is the source of this 684-nucleotide messenger RNA. NCBI's taxonomy places the organism in Eukaryota, Metazoa, Arthropoda, Malacostraca, Decapoda, Cambaridae. The record is from RefSeq and is a predicted model, not a curated record.